AUGGAAUCAUCUAAUAGAGCACUCUUUAUUGCAGGCAGCAUAGUGCAGUGCGCCGAAUGCGGCACGCGCACGAUGGGCAAUAAACUGUCGUCGUGUUCCUGCGCGCCCAUCCUCCGUAAGGCGUACCGUUACGAGGACAGCCCGUGGCAGAACUCACGACGUCGUGAUGGUCAUUUAUUAAGACUUUGGGCUGAGGUGUUCCACGUUUCGGCAAGCGGUGCAGGAACGGUAAAAUGGCAGCAGGUGUCGGAGGACCUCGUGCCAGUCAACAUCACCUGCAUACAGGACUCACCUGAAUGCGUGUUCCAUAUCACAGCCUACAACUCGCAAGUCGAUAAGAUCCUCGACGUCAGACUACUACAACCAGGAACCCGGAUAGGACAAGCUUCGGAAUGCUUCGUGUACUGGAAAGAUCCUAUGACGAAUGAUACCUGGGGCUUGAACUUUACUUCUCCCAUUGAUGCCAAACAAUUUAGAGAAUGUUGUUCACCAUCGUUCAAAUUCUCACGGAAGGCUUCUUCAAGCUAUAGUUUAAAAUUAGAACCUCCGGGAAGUAAGCAAAAAUUUAAAACCAAAAGGAAACCAGUAUCCACACCAGCUAGUCCGAACCGUUCAAGCUUAACCUACGGUCGAGAGCCACAAUGUACCUGCAUGACUCAAGACCAAUACACUAGACUAAGAGCCCAAGAUCCGCGAUAUCGUUCAUCUACUCUACCGCGCACAGCCACUCGCGCUAUGGAAACAGACGCAGCAGCUGCUGGUGGAACAGCAAACCGUUCCGAUAAGGUCACUGCAGCAACUUCAUCUACUUCUCUAUACGACAACGUCACAAAUUCGCAACCUACAACUCAACAACCGCCUAAACCGGCCGCUCGCCAGACUGAGAGUCAGCCACCGGCACGUCCUCCGAAAUCGCAGGAGACUUCUACGAUGACUACAAACACAUCUACAGCACCCAAAACUGUCACUGUUUCUGUUGGUACACAUGGCACUAAUACGAGUGACGAAUCUCAAGGACCCACUGGUGGCAGUACUGCAACGCAACAUAGUCAAGACCUUAAAUCCGAGGGUGUUCAAGCUGGGGGAACACUGACUACCACUAAAUCGUCAUCAACAUCAACACGUUCCGGAAAAGAGCAUCUGCAACACAUGCCCAAGAGUGUCGACUACGGUGAUGGUAACGAAUCUUCACGUGAGUCGGAUAAACAUACCAUGCAUCACCAUAAUGUCAUCAACAAUAAUACUUCGGGAUCGCGUCGAACAAAAUCCAAGAGCACGGAAGACAUGAAUAUGGAUUCUAACACACUUAAACGUAUGCUUAAGCCGAUGCCGUCAACAGAAAGCCCCGUAACAUCUCCAGAAAUGGGUCGCCGACGGUAUGGAGGCACAGGGCCUUGCCCCCCGUCGUGUGGAUCGUAUGGUCACCGUAACUUGCAGCAUAUGCAUGGCCAUGGACAUUAUUCGCACGUGGUUAACAACAAUACCCGACAGAGCUCGCAACGGUAUUCCUCAGCAAGCCGUGGGGUUGGCGUGGGCGCUGCACCGAGCGGCUAUCCAGGGCGCGGUCUGUACUUAGAACUAGGAGGCGGGGAACGGGACCUUUCGCCACCUUCGGAUAACGUAAUGUUUGACAACCAGUGCUACGCCACUACGCCGUCGUCCUCAAACGGAAAUUCUGAUCAAGAGCCGUGUCAACGUCGCGAUCUUCGACAGCAUCAUCAUGUGCAAAAGCCAUGCCUAUCACGUCAGGCAUCACAAUCCAAUACAACACCAGCUCCAGGUUCACCCACCUCACGUCUACUCCUUGAAUACGAGAUGCAUCUUCGCAACACUCUAGCAAAAGGCAUGGAUGCGGAAAGCUACAGCUUACACACAUUCGAAGCCUUGCUGACUCAAAGCAUGGAAGAUCUAGAGUACAACGACAAUAUGCCGCCAUCAAAUCAGCGGAGCCCAUAUCCACCACGCAGGCGUCCAGCUUCACAGUGCUCAGGAGGUGGAAGUCGCUCGUCCACCCUACCGAUGCCUCAUCGACUUGGUGUCGAAAGGCAGCACAGCGCCAAAUCCGAUCGAGACGGAUACUACAGCGACCGUAACGAGCUGAUGCGCGAACGCGAAAGGGAUCGAGAGCGAGGAUAUCUAAGUGAUCACAAUACAAGGGAUCGGAACCGAGAUCGUGAUCUAGGAUAUUUGAGCGAUCACCAAUCAAGGGAUCGGAACCGAGAUCGCGACCAAGGAUAUUUGAGCGAUCAUCAAUCAAGUUUUGUAAGUGCUUCACGAUGUGCGUCCUGUAUUGGAGAAUCUGCUCGAUCAGCGUGGUAUCGGCACUCGGAUGGCUGGCGAGGCGGCCCGCCUCAAGGCCAUCGUCGCUCUCCUUGGGACUCCCUCCCCAGCUUACGUCAUGAAGGCAGCCUCAAUGAUUCCGGGUAUAGGAGCAACAAAGCUGACAGUUUCGAACAACGGGGCGUGUUCGAUCGACAAGACAGCGUCCGUUCGGAAUACACCAGUGAUAGGGAGUCUAUGCGUUAUGGCAUUGUACAACAAGCUUCGAUAGACAGCACUGAUUCAAGAAUCUGCUAUCUAACUUCAAGUGAGUAUGGAGGUGUAAGUAUCACAAAGUACUACAAAUACUCUAAAGCCCGCAUCGAGACAUACGGAUCUAAUCACAGACAUAAUUGGGACUCUAACUCGCUCUCGAUAAUACCUGACUUAUCAGAACCAUGCGCUGAACUGAGGCAAAAUUGCUUUACACAAUCCAUCAGUCUCUCCACUCCAUUUCAAUUAUACAAUGGAAUGUUAAGUGUCUAUGUAUGA
Parnassius apollo (apollo) is the source of this 2811-nucleotide messenger RNA. Lineage: Eukaryota; Metazoa; Arthropoda; Insecta; Lepidoptera; Papilionidae. The record is from the annotation of a GenBank genome assembly.